AUGGCACAAAUCCUCGUAGACGAUGUCCUCCGUGAAAUCUUUUUGCACGUCGCCAAUCCCAAUCCGUUCACCGGUGCCUACACCAUUGAAGGUCUCCACAAUCUGUAUCCGUGUAUCCUCGUCAAUAAAACUUGGUGCUCCAUCGCGAUGCCGAUCCUUUGGUCUCAACCCUUUCAUUUUCUCAAGGACAAACAUGAAGCUGGCGCCGCGGUGAUCAAUAUGUACCUGAGAUUCCUGGAUGACAAAGAAUUGGAAUAUUUGUUCAACCAGGGAAUUGAUGUUUCUUUAAUGUUGAACUUUAGCGUCCAUCAGAGCGGACGAUUUCAACAGUUCUAUUCCGAUGAUUCGGACUCAGAUUACGAGAGCGAGCAUCCAACAGAUUCGAUGGAGGUUUGCGAAUACAGACGACCACCGAUGUUUAACUAUCCCGGCUUCUUACGUUCUCUGUGGUACGAGUCGAUGGUGCAAGCCGUGGAAUCCUGGUGUUCGGAGUUAUCCGAGCUCAUGAAUCCCACACCACCCGAGGACGAGGACGAAGAUUUAAUAGGAAACGGAGAGCGUGACAUGAGCAUAACUUCGUCAUCGCCAAUGGAUGAACAGGAGGAUGCAUUGGUGGAGAAUGCCGAGUUCUUGUUGAUGAGAUCGAUACUAAGAACUUGUCUGAAGAGAGGAUCAAGAUUGUACGGGCUAUUUUUGAAUCCCGAUAGAUUGGAUAAGUUGAAUGACGAGAUGUACGAGAUGUUAUUAAUCGACGAAGAAUUUAAGGACCUCGUGUCUCCGGUCAAAUCGUUAGAGAUCAACGGCAUGAUCAGGAAAGACAAGGUUUACGUGAUGUUGGGACAGAGGUGUCGCAAAUUGGAAUGCCUACACAUACAUAACCUCUGGGCACGCAGUCACGACGAAAGACACAUCGACAACUUUGCCGAAGCCAUUGGCACCCUGAUCUCCUCUCAAUAUUCAUUACUCUAUUUCACGCUGUCCAAUUGUAAAGCCUACACUCGGGCCAUCAUUCUCCCCCUGAAAUAUCAAUCCUCGUCGUUACGAUACGUGCGAUUCGAACAGAUAGACUUUCGAGGAUGCGAUCCGUGGGAAAGUGUUGCCGAGUGCAAGCGAAUCGAAUUCUUGGAAGUUUACGAAUGCAUUAACCUUGAAGAGGAGAUGGUGGCACCGGUGGCGAAGGCCAAAUUCGGAAAAGGUUUUGAAGCUAGAUACGUGAGUUCUCAUCAGUGCCAGGGAUUCAGGGAGUGGGUGGACAAGAUAAGUGGUGGUGUACGAAACGAUGAUGGAGUUCCGGUGGGUGGUCUUAAUGGUGGAACGAGUGCGUUCGUCGAGAGGAUUGGCAUAAGUAAUGGUGGUUUCGGAGUAGGCAGGAAUGGAGUCUGGAAUAUACCGAGCUUAUAA
Acaulospora morrowiae is the source of this 1401-nucleotide messenger RNA. The record is from the annotation of a GenBank genome assembly. Lineage: Eukaryota; Fungi; Glomeromycota; Glomeromycetes; Diversisporales; Acaulosporaceae.